Messenger RNA from Geosmithia morbida, 159 nucleotides. RefSeq lists its product as uncharacterized. The transcript is spliced from 2 exons. Lineage: Eukaryota; Fungi; Ascomycota; Sordariomycetes; Hypocreales; Bionectriaceae. Bases 1 to 159 code for a protein of 52 amino acids. The record is from RefSeq and is a predicted model, not a curated record.
AUGGUGUGCGCACUCUACGGAGGGCACGGCGCCAGGUCCUGGUCAUUCACCCCUGCCACAUCACCGUCUGCUGUUCUCGUCUCGUGGCGCUACCAGUUCCGUCCCGCCAACACGAUGGACGGACUGGGCGGCUCCAGUGUGCUGAGAGCGGACCGCUAG